Messenger RNA from Phodopus roborovskii (desert hamster), 1714 nucleotides. RefSeq names its product mitochondrial trans-2-enoyl-CoA reductase (gene Mecr). The coding region runs from base 49 to 1170 and encodes 373 amino acids. Gene Ontology annotation, biological process: fatty acid metabolic process. The transcript has 10 exons. Lineage: Eukaryota; Metazoa; Chordata; Mammalia; Rodentia; Cricetidae. The record is from RefSeq and is a predicted model, not a curated record. Gene Ontology annotation, molecular function: trans-2-enoyl-CoA reductase (NADPH) activity. Gene Ontology annotation, cellular component: mitochondrion.
CGUGACCCGGCGCGCCGGGUUCUGCCAGAGCUGAAAGCUGGAGGCGGCAUGUUGGUCAGUGGGCGACUGACAGGGGCGCGAGCCCGGGCGCCUCUGCAAGCGAGUCUCCUUAAGACGUGGAGCCUCCGCGGUCCGACCGCCUCCUCCUACUCUGCUUCCUCUGAGCCGUCCACGGUGCGGGCGCUCAUCUAUGGCAUCCACGGGGAUCCGGCCAAGGUUAUCCAACUGAAGAACCUGGAGCUCACUGCUGUGGGAGGAUCUGAUGUCCACGUGAAGAUGCUGGCAGCCCCUGUCAAUCCAUCCGACAUAAAUAUGAUCCAAGGGAACUAUGGCCUCCUUCCCAAGCUGCCUGCUGUUGGAGGGAAUGAAGGCGUUGGACAGGUACUAGCAGUGGGCAGCAGCGUGUCUGAAUUGAAGCCAGGAGAUUGGGUGAUCCUAUCAAGUGCUGGUUUAGGAACCUGGCGGACUGAGGCUGUGUUCAGUGAGGAAGCACUGACCCGAGUCCCUAAGGACAUCCCUCUCCAGAGUGCUGCCACGCUAUCUGUCAACCCCUGCACAGCCUACAGGAUGUUGGUGGACUUUGAACAGCUGCAGCCAGGGGACUCUGUCAUCCAGAAUGCAUCCAACAGUGGAGUGGGGCAAGCAGUCAUCCAGAUCGCCUCAGCCCUUCGCCUAAAGACCAUCAAUGUGGUCCGAGACAGACCUGACAUCCAGAAGCUAACAGAGAGACUGAAGGACCUGGGAGCUGACUAUGUCCUCACAGAGGAGGAGUUACGGAUGCCUGAGACAAAAAACAUCUUCAAGGACCUGCCUCUGCCCCGACUGGCUCUCAAUUGUGUUGGAGGGAAGAGUUCCACAGAGCUGCUGCGGCACCUAGCGCCUGGAGGAACCAUGGUGACCUAUGGAGGAAUGGCUAAGCAGCCCGUAACAGCCCCUGUGAGCCUGCUCAUCUUUAAGGACGUCAAACUUCGGGGCUUCUGGUUGUCCCAGUGGAAGAAGAACCACAGUCCAGAUGAGUUCAAGGAGCUGAUUCUCACUCUGUGUAACUUCAUCCGCCAAAGCCAGCUUACAGCCCCCACCUGUUCUGAGGUUCCGCUGCAGGACUACCAGCAAGCCUUGGAAGCCUCCAUGAAGCCCUUUGUGUCUUCAAAGCAGAUUCUCACCAUGUGAUUAUCCCAGAGGACCAGGGGAAAGCAAGAGAGACCAAUAAGACUGCCAGUCUCCCCCAGACUGCCUUCCACUCACUGCCUCCUCCCACUGGGAGGGUGAGAAGCCAGCCCUGGAGUCCCUAAUAAAGCCUGAACGUCCUGAGGAAAGGAUGAAGAGUGGAGGUCAUCCCUGUGGAGAAAUGCUGUGCACCUGCUGCCUCACAGCGCUAAGAAAGCCCCUGCCCUGCCUCACCGCCUGCUGUCCAUAGUCAUUGCCUGCCUGACCACCCUGAAAAUGGAGGCCGAGUGACUGUUCCCAAAUGCAAAAGUCCCUAUCUGCCCUCAGCAGUGUGAGCCCUAGAGUGGCAGAAGGGAAGAGGUGGUUAACUUCUCCCAGUGUGUGUGGUGGGCUCUGUCCAGGGCAAAGGGAUCCACUGCCAAGGUGAGUGCCAGGCUGAGGUCAUUAAAACUUAAGAGACUGAGGACACAGGAUCUCAGGUGUCAGGGCCACCUUCAGGGGACUUCCAUUGUAACCGAGGGAAUAAACAUGACACCUGUGGUUCUCA